AUGCAAAGCUGCAUUCGCUGCCAGGAGCGUUGGUUCGAUAUGAAGCGAAAUAGCUUGAAAAUCUGCAGUCGCUGCAUUGGUCGAGACAGGAAGAAAGCCCCUAACGAGCCCUACUUCUUCAGCGCUGCGAAUCACCUUGACUUUGGGGAAAUCCCCGCCAAUCUACCUGAUCUAACGAUGGUCGAGGAGAUGCUCAUCGCUAGGGUUCACGUACACGUGAAAGUCCUCCAGGUGCGCGGCGCUCAGUAUAAAUAUCGCGGUCACGUUGUCCACUUCCUUCGCAACGUUGGCAGGCUUUUUGAAGAGCUCCCAGUCCUAGCUGAAGAGCUAGAUAUCGUCCUCCUGCGGCCUCCUAAUAUAGGGGGCGACCCUCGCUUCCAGCAACAGUUUGCUCGCGAUUUCCGGCGUCACCACCCGGGCUAUCGCGAUAUCGUUGUCCCCCAAGGCCCCGUUGAGGAGGUGGUGGAAGAGGACCCUAGCGAGCCCGAUGCAUCAGCGAUCCCGAAUUUGCAGAUCACUGAUACCGAAUUGAACGCUCUGCACGCGCAGACUCACCACCAGAUGCCACUGCCUUCCAUUCGCAGGACCCCUAUCGACGAAUUCAACCGUUCCCAGCCGCUGUUAUCGCUCGCGUUCCCUACCCUCUACCCCGACGGCAAGGCCGACUUCGUGGAGCCUCGUUUACGGAGCAUCACGUACCAGGACUACCUUGGCCAUGCGAUGAGAUGGCAUGACGGGCGUUUUGCCCGCCAUAAGACGUGGCCUUUCGUCGCCCUCAACACGAUGCUACAGGAAGCCAUGGCCGAGCCUGACGAGCCGGAGGCUCAGGCGCUGAUCCAGUCAAUCACGCGCCAAGCCGCGGAAUUGGAAGCAUAUGCCUAUAAUCUAGGCAAACCUGGCCUUUUCGCUACUGCAAGUGCAGCCGAUUACCACUGGGAAUCCCUAUACCGUCAUAUGCCUAGAUUUGACGAGUGGCAAACAGCUCCUGAGGUGGCGCGGAUGGCUCUAUCACGACAACUGCUGCGGGACAACGCCCACAUUGCUGCUUACCACUUCCAUAAGCGUUAUACGCUAUUUAGAACUAUUGUCCUCAAGCAGAAGUUCAACCUAACGGACUCUUGGGGCCGCUACGAAUGGGGCGAGCGGAAUGAUGGCCAGAUUAACCACUACAAUCGCUUGCUUACCGUUGCGUGGCUAGCCAACACAGAUGUUUCGCCCUGCACGAGUCUACAGCAAGUAAUCGAUUACGCGGCCAAAUACUGCUCCAAGUCGGAAAAGAAGAUUGCUGAGCGAGAUUACUCGAAGCAGGAGGUUUGCCACUUGCUCCUCGGCCUGCCGUUACAGGAAGGGCAUUCCCGCUCCCUCCGUAUUGACGGCGAUGAGGUUGACGAGGCCCCCAACAUCUACGAAAAGUACAUUCAGCGCCCAGAAGCCCUAAAGGACCUAACCUACGUCUCCUUCCUCAAAUACUGGAAUUUCCGCACUAGGGACCCUUCCAAGUGGAAGCAAUGGCAGCCAGGCAACAUUAACGGCAGGCCUCGUGUGCUGGUUUACUUUCCUCGCUAUCAGGCUGAUCCAGAAGGUCAACAGUGGCCAGAUUACUGUCGUUUGACGGCCAGCUUUUUGGUUCUCACGCUGAGGCCUUCUCCUAUUGUUGGCGGCACCACAGUCAUGGUGAUGACCAUUACGGUCGGCCAAAAGAUGCUCCAUUACAGCCCAAAGAUGAUCAAUACGAGGCUCUGCCUGUGGAGGAAGAAUUUGAUGACGAAGACUGGAUUCGCCUCGCCGCCCUUUUACCUGGGAACCCACUCACCCAGGAAGAUCUUGACCUUCUUGGCCGCCGUGAUAUCGACGUCAAUUACGACUGGACACGGCAUGUGGCGCCAGGCUGGUGAUGAUCAGGCCCAGUUCCGUCAGGCGUUGCAGGAACUGCGUGAAGUCAAGCUAACGCAGAGCGAGGUUGACAGCUUCAGGACCGCUUUGCGAGUGUAUUCUACAAAGGCCCGGGUGGAGGCAAAUAAUCAGGGCAAGGGCGCGGGGCAGGCACCAAGCGACAAUGCUGGCAAUCUAUCUAACAAGUUCCCUGUUGCUAAGGGCACCAGGGUGAUGCUCACGACUAAUCUGUGGCAGCCAGCUGGCCUAGUUAACGGUGCCCUGGGUACUGUAUACGAUAUUGCCUGGAACGCAGGCGCCGACCCAUUGGAAGAUCCCCCGAAAAUCUCACCCAUCCUCCCAAGCCUAACGAAAGAUCAAAUAGUCACUGAUCUCGCUACACGCGACUUCCAGGCCGGCAUUAGUUAUGUCGCUGUCUCACGGGUUACGUCGCUGCAAGGCUUACUCCUUGAAGCGCCUUUCGAUCGUCAGAGCCUCUAUAACCACACGCCGACGGAAGGGAUGAAGAUGCGCCUCGCCGACCAACAACGGCGCCAGGCUCAACAGCUGACCGAUCCACUAUAUCCACCACUCUACCGUGACUAA
Messenger RNA from Hirsutella rhossiliensis, 2478 nucleotides. Its product is annotated as ATP-dependent DNA helicase PIF1. The coding region runs from base 1 to 2478 and encodes 825 amino acids. The record is from RefSeq and is a predicted model, not a curated record. The transcript is spliced from 16 exons. Lineage: Eukaryota; Fungi; Ascomycota; Sordariomycetes; Hypocreales; Ophiocordycipitaceae.